UAUCACCUUUGAGUACACAAAUCGGAACAAUAACAUGGUUGCGCCAGCCACUUUUCGGCAAUUGAGCCUACUGACAGCCGCCGCCCCCCUCGCGCUCGGCCUCAACGCCGUCCUUCGCCCAAAUGCAGCCCUCGAGGUUCUAGGCUACAAAGUACCGCCGACGUCACCAUCGCCAGCGAAGUCAGAGAAAGGCUCCGGCGUGAUGGCUACGCCGCAGCUUGCGGCCCGGCACAUGACCCAAUUAUACGGCGCGCGCAACUUGCUCUUUGCCACGCUUACCAUCCUUGUCGCGCUCUCGCCACGCGACAAUGGCGACAACACAUUGCUGGCAAAGUUCUGGGUCGCAAACUCUACCCUAGCCUUCGUCGAUGGACUCAUCAGCCGAGCCAGGCUCGGUGCAGGGGAGCAGUGGUUUCACUGGGGGUUCAUUCCCCUUGGGCUUGGAUUAAGCUUGGGGCUGUUGGGCUACUGUUGAGGGGGACAAGGACUGUGCAGGUGCUCUGGUAAUGAGAGGGCCGGGGUGCAGAGUUCACGAUGAUUUGGGGGACUUGGCAAGUAAGAACCCGCUUUGUUUAGUGGGAGGAGCAAUGGAGAAAAGGUAUUCCGGCCAUAUGCAUUUCUGCACGAACAAGAGCCACAUCAUUCUUGUCUGGG
Microdochium trichocladiopsis is the source of this 654-nucleotide messenger RNA. RefSeq lists its product as uncharacterized. Lineage: Eukaryota; Fungi; Ascomycota; Sordariomycetes; Xylariales; Microdochiaceae. Bases 35 to 475 code for a protein of 146 amino acids. The record is from RefSeq and is a predicted model, not a curated record. The transcript has a single exon.